AUGGCAGACAGAUCGAGCAAUGUGCUGAAAAGGCUACACCCGGAAGACGAUGAUCUUGAGAGCCAGAAACGAGCCAGAUCCAACAAUGGCUCGCCUCGUCCUACGACUCCGGCCUCCGCGGCGCCGAGCGCGAAGCCGGACGUGAAUCAGAUCCUCGCUGCGGCCAAAGCUGCGGCCAAAAUGAAAGCAGAGGAAUUGAAAGCUAGGAUGGCGGCCAAUAGACCGGGGGCAACAAGUUCACCUGCACCAGCCAGUGCAUCACCCACUCCUCUGCCGAGCGCCAGUGAUAGGAUUGCUCAGAUGAAGGCCCGAGUGGCUGCGGCGACAAAUCGAUCAGCAGCGUCCAGCCAACAAAAGACGCCGUCAGCUCCGAGUUAUACACCACCAGUCUACAGCGAUGACCUGCCCAAGGGACGAGGAGGUCUCGAUAUCGGUAUUCAUCCUGCACUGCUUGCUGAUGCGCAACCGGACACCCAAAAGAAUAAAGGUCGAACAUCUCAACCCAAAUUCGCCACGGCGAUGGGAAAUCGACGAACCGAAUCUCCAGUUCCAGUGCCCACAAAGGCGCAAUUGGACCUGUCAGGACCAUCGUUGGAGGAGCUUAGAGCAGACCCAUACUUUGAUCCGAACCUUGGAUCACGUAAUAUUACGGCCAAGGGUCGAAUGACAAGACAGUUGGUCUUCAAUCAAAAGGGUAAAUAUAUGCAGCAGGCAGCCGCGCUGCGGAUGCAGGCACAACUCGAAGCUACCAAGAAGAGAAUUGCCGAGCGGAGAAGAAACGCCGGACUGGAAGAAGACUUGGACACGGAGAAAGCCUUCUUAGUGCCGCCUCCUCCAGAUAUCGAGUGGUGGGACGAAGGACUGGUGGAUGGAAAAUCCUACGAUGUGAUCGAAGAUCCUUCCAAGCUGAAAAUCGACACCCCGGAUUCCAUCAUCACAAUCUACAUCCAACACCCCGUUCUCAUCGAGCCACCUCAAGAGAAAAACAACCCAGCACCGAAGCCUAUGUACCUCACUGCCAAGGAACAAGCCAAACUACGCCGUCAACGACGUAUGGCCGACCGGAAGGAAGAACAAGCCAAAAUCCGCCUGGGUCUUGAACCGCCGCCACCUCCCAAAGUCAAAAAGGGCAAUCUCAUGCGUGUACUGGGUGAAGAAGCCGUCAAAGACCCCACGGCCGUCGAAGCACGCGUGAACCGCGAAAUCGCCGAACGCCAACAAAAGCACGAGGACACGAACAAAGGACGCAAGUUGACCAAGGAGCAACGACACGAGAAACUCGAGCAACAACAAGCCGAAGACGCCGCCCGGGGCAUCCACGUGCGAGUGUACAAGAUCGACAGCCUCGCGAACGGCAAACAUCGGUACCAGGUCUCGAUCAACGCCGACCAGAACAAGCUAACGGGCGUGGUGAUCAUGCAUCCGAAGCUGAACCUCGUCGUGGUCGAAGGCGGCGAACACUCGAUCCGCAACUACGACAAGUUAAUGCAAAACCGGAUCCGGUGGCAGGAGAUGGAAGCGCCGCGUCGCGUAGAGGAAGGCAAUCGUGAGGCUUUGGCCAAGUGGCUCGAGGCCGAGGACGAGAACGGCAAGCUCAAGGACCUCAGCUUGAACAAGUGCGAACUGGUCUUCAAGGGCGAGUCCAAACAGAGAAACUUCCGCAAGUGGUUGGGCGCUCGUGUCUGUGAGACGGACGCGCAAGCCAAGGACAUCUUGAGUCGUGCAAAGAUGGAGAAUUUCUGGACCUUGGCCAAGAGCUUUAAGAAGGACUUUUAA
This is a messenger RNA of Rhinocladiella mackenziei CBS 650.93, 1776 nucleotides long. RefSeq lists its product as uncharacterized. The coding region runs from base 1 to 1776 and encodes 591 amino acids. The transcript has a single exon. Gene Ontology annotation, biological process: mRNA splicing, via spliceosome. The record is from RefSeq and is a predicted model, not a curated record. Gene Ontology annotation, cellular component: U4/U6 x U5 tri-snRNP complex. NCBI's taxonomy places the organism in Eukaryota, Fungi, Ascomycota, Eurotiomycetes, Chaetothyriales, Herpotrichiellaceae.